AUGGUCAAGCGUGCGAGAGUCGAGCGCGAGCCCGGCGGCAGCCUGUCCCCCUCGAGCCCCCCCCGGACGACGACGUGCCUCUGCCGCCCGACGACGCCGACGCGCCCCGUCCAGAUCCCUCAGCACGGCAACCGCGAGACGGCCCAUGGAUGGAAGCGGCAGACGACCAGCAGACGGAAGCACGCCCGGCACCCCCGCUCGCCCGACUCCUUGUCGCCCUCCCUCGCCGCCCUGCUCGCCGUCACCGACAUCCCGCGCCAGACGCGCCGCAGGGCCGACUGCCACGUCCGUGACGUGCCCGUCCGUCUCGUCUCCGAGUCGGAGAAGGAUCUGAGCCCGACGCCCAUGGACGUGCUCCUAUCGCCCCCCGACGACGACGACGACGACGAUCACGACGACGACGACGACGAAGACGCCGAGGCCGACGACGGCACCGGUGCGAGCGAGGGACGUGCCGAAUCCGUCCUCGUGAGGACCACGUCGGCCGACUCGGUCCCCUCCCUCGGCGGCUCCGUCGCCACCGACUCGCCCUCCUCCUCGUCGGUCGCGACGCCCGACAGCCGCUGCUCGGACCGGAGACGACGGCGCAGCCCCGUGCGGAAGCACGUGGAGCCCGUGCGAGCCCCGACCGACGCCGCCGUCGAACACCCGCUCGCCGCCGACGCCGCCGCCUUGGACGAGCUCGUCGCCAUCCUCCCCCGCGAGCGGCCCGACGAGGGCGACGACGACGACGAGGAGGCGGGCCGGCUGCAGUUCCUCGAGUCCUUCAAGCCGCUGCGCUCCGUCUUCAAGUCCAACCUCACGGCCUCCUUUCGCGCCCUGCGGUCGGCCGCAAAGUCCUUCUCGAGCUUCCACUUUCCCUCGAUGCCGCCCGACGACCUGAUGACGCGCUCCAUGCUCACCAUCGACCCCAACGUGCCCUACGCCGACGAGCGCAGGCCGCCCGUCUCGGAGGAGAUGCCGUCGCCGGAGCUGCGACGCUACCUCAACCCGACGACGGCGAGCCUCUUCGACGCCCAGCCGAAGCCCCCGCGCUUCUACGCGGCCUCGAUCCAGAUGCAGACCUACAAGGUGCAGCGCUCCCGCUUCCCCCACACGAGCGCCUACCCGUCCGUUUCGCCCCAGUCGCCUUCCAGCGCCGCCGCCGCCGCCGCCGAGCCGCCGACGCGGCCGGGAAGCUCGCAGCCCGUCCCGGGCAUGCGUCAGCGCGAGGUGCGCGAGAACUCCGACUUUAUCCGCAUCGCCGUCCUCGAGAUGACGAUGCGCCGACGGGGCAAGCUCGACAACCAGCGACCGGGCCGAGCGCGCUGGACGCUGCCCCCGAGACGCCCGCCGACGACGCCGUACGAGAUCCGGCCCAACGGCAUCCCCGCACGAUGGACCUCGGUCAGCUACUGA
This is a messenger RNA of Drechmeria coniospora, 1398 nucleotides long. RefSeq lists its product as uncharacterized. The coding region runs from base 1 to 1398 and encodes 465 amino acids. The transcript has a single exon. NCBI's taxonomy places the organism in Eukaryota, Fungi, Ascomycota, Sordariomycetes, Hypocreales, Ophiocordycipitaceae. The record is from RefSeq and is a predicted model, not a curated record.